Messenger RNA from Rotaria socialis, 351 nucleotides. Lineage: Eukaryota; Metazoa; Rotifera; Eurotatoria; Philodinida; Philodinidae. The record is from the annotation of a GenBank genome assembly.
AUGGUUACAUCGCUUCGCAGCUUUGCUCUUGGUUGCAUUGUAUUUUUGCUUUCGCAGCAAGUUGUUACCGGUAUAACGUGUUACUCUUGCACCGCUUGUAGUAGCACCAGUGGUGCAUCAACUGUCAGUUCAUCGGUCAGCGGUGCACAAUGCUACACAUAUACUUACAGUUCUUACUACUACACUUACUACAACCUUGGUGUUUCAACAUCUUGUUCGUCACUUGGAAGUGGCUAUAGUUGUUGCUCAACCAACCUUUGCAAUGCUGGUACUUCCAAAUUCAGCUCACGUAACUUGGCUUUUGCUCUUUUGGCUGUUGCUAGCACCGUUAGAGCGAUUAUCGCCCAUUGA